Molecule: messenger RNA, 1051 nt
Organism: Drosophila elegans
Lineage: Eukaryota; Metazoa; Arthropoda; Insecta; Diptera; Drosophilidae
Exons: 1
Coding region: 107-1009 (300 amino acids)
Cellular component (GO): cAMP-dependent protein kinase complex
Molecular function (GO): protein kinase A regulatory subunit binding
Source: RefSeq, a predicted model, not a curated record
AGAAGGCAUUGAAAAGUUGACUUCAUAAAUAAACACAAACAUAUCUGAAAACAUAAACAUAUAACAGAGACUAAGAAAAAUCCCUGCUGAAAUUCGUUGUUAUAAAAUGGACCUUUUGUGCGCCGAUGAUCCCUCCAAUAGCUUGCAUUUAAACCAAACAUCGACACAAGAGAUAGGCGUUCCGGGAAUCGGAGCCGGCAGUGCCCUGCCCAUAGCCGAUGUACCCAGCAUUUCCAGUUUUAUCAACGAGUGCAGCAAGCCGAUCUGCGAUGAUGCGGACCUACAGUGCAUCGUUGAUCUGGUCAAUGCCACAAUCUGCGAAGCGCAGACCAUCAUCAAGUCCGAUCCGCGCGGUCUAUUCGUCUACAAAUUCCCGAAACGACAGAAAAUGUCGUCCGUCAGCUUGGUGUCCUCAGCCCUAACCGACAUUGUGGUGGCCAACGGAGAGGAGGACGACUCGAUUAAGAAUCCAACGAAUUACACGGGUAUGCUCGGCGCUUCGGCGGACUCGGUGUCCAGUGGCCUGGCGCGCAAGCCGCUGACCAUCGGGGACUUCGAGUACUCGAAUGCCAUUGCCGACAUAAGGGAUUUCAUCAGCCACUGGGAGCUGUCGCCCGACACCAAGUGUGUGGUGAUCAGCAAUCCGAUUCGGCACGAGGUGCCCAUCAAGGGAACCAUUCUCUUUGUGGAUGCCCACUUCUCCCGGCCGACGGCCCGGUGUCCCAAUCCGCUGGCCGUUGCCAAGGUGCGAUUCAUCAUCACCGUGUCCAAGCUGCUGCUGGCCCACUAUCCGGUGAUGAUCACCUACCGCUUUGAGGGCUACAAUACACUCUACUACGGCUUGGGCGAACGCUGCCUCAACUCGUUUAUCUUCCAACGCUUCUACAUCGACACCAUUUUGCACACCAAGCUGACCUUCUUCGCUGCAAUCUGUGAGAGCCGUCACGGCACCGUCGACAAGCCCAAGCACAAUGUCAAGUCGAAAAAUGCCAAGAAGCCCAGUAAUUGAUUGCUUAAUCAUUCACCAUUAAAGCCCUGUUUCGUCUUUCAA